This is a messenger RNA of Humulus lupulus (European hop), 1383 nucleotides long. RefSeq lists its product as uncharacterized. The coding region runs from base 1 to 1383 and encodes 460 amino acids. The record is from RefSeq and is a predicted model, not a curated record. Lineage: Eukaryota; Viridiplantae; Streptophyta; Magnoliopsida; Rosales; Cannabaceae. The transcript has 5 exons.
AUGAGUGAUGCAAUUAUUGCAUGGAUUGAGGUAGCUAAAGUAAAAGCAGAGGCCACUUUAGCUAAAGCUGAAAAAUACAAGAGUACAACCGAAGGAGGAGGAAGCCAAAAUCAUGAGUUUUCUCUCACAAAUUGUAUGCAAGUCCUCGAAGGAAUGGAAGAAGUCAGUGAUGAUGCCUACAUGAAAGCAGUUGAGAAAUUUAAGGAUCCAGAUUGGAGAGAGAUUUUUAUUAAUAUGUCUACUAUUAGAAAGAGAGCUUGGAUUCAGAGUAAUCAAAUGGAUGAUUCUAGUUCAUCUUCUGCAGAUAGUGAUUUUGAUGAUUUUUCAGAUUUUUUGAUGCUAAACUUUUUAAGUGAUUACAAUGAAAAGUUUAUCGAGAAAAUCCCUCAAAGAACAUCUUCUUUAUGUGGAGAAGAUUUUGUGAGAGAGUUAUUAGGUGGUCAUGAGAGAACAUGCUAUGAGUUAUUGCGAAUGGAUAAAAAUGUAUUCAUCGAGCUUUGUACUUGUUUAAAACAAAAGGAAUACAUUAAGGACACACGAGAGAUUAAAGUUGAAGAAGCAGUUUCCAUUUUCCUUAUAAUUGUUGGUCAAAAUGUGGGAAUGAGACUUAUAGCUGACCGAUUUCAACAUUCGCUUGAAACUAUUGAUAGGCACUUCCAUUUAACAUUAAAGGCAAUAUGUAAAUUAGGACAGGAUAUCAUUCGACCAACUCAAUCUCUGUUACGUUCUCAUAUUGUCAACUCCUCAAAAUACUACACAUGGUUUCAGAAUUGCAUUGGUGCCAUUGAUGGAACACAUGUGAGUGCAUGUGUCCCUACAGAUAAGCAAAUCAGUUACAGAGGCCGAAAAAAUGUGGUAACACAAAAUGUCUUGUGUGCUUGUAACUUUGAAAUGUUCUUUACUUUUGUAUCUGUUGGUUGGGAGGGCACCGCAAAUGAUUUCAGGGUGUUUAUAGAUGCAAUUACGAAACCUAAAUAUAAGUUUUCAUUGCUAAAGAAGGUGAAUACUAUGUUUUGGAUUCUGGGUUUCCAUGCACAAAAGGUUUUCUCCCACCAUAUCGUGGUGAAAGAUAUCAUUUGCAAGAAUACAAUAGUGGACAUAAUCGACCAUGUGAUGAUGCCACCUUACAAAUUGAGUAGACAACCUUUGAUAGUUAUUGCUUGCUGCACUCUUCAUAAUUUUAUUCGUCAACGCACACAGUAUGAUCAUAUGUUUAGAGAAUGGGAAGAGAAAGAACUUGAGGGUGAAGACAACAUAGAGGAAGCUAACACUAGUGUGUCAAGAUGUGAAGUCAAUUUAUCUGAUGAAUCUACUGCAGCAAUGGCAAGAUGUCGAGAUCGUAUUGCUCAAGUUAUGUGGACAACUUAUAAUAAUAUAAAUUAG